AUGAGUUACAAGACCAACUAUGAGCUCUACUCUCGAGGUAGCAUUGACAGCAGACGCUCACCGCCGCCUGAUGAGCUUCUCUCGCCAUUGGCAUCACUCUACCCCCAUGUCACAGCACUGCAGCCCAAAUACGACCCCAACAACUGCACCUUCACCGGUUAUCACCACACGGGAUAUUGGGCUGCAGCCUAUACGACACAGCCUAUCGAGGAGCCUUUCGUGUCCACGCGUCGCAGCACUGGUAAGCACGUGCUCUAUCAUACAUCGGUCGCGUUCAAUGCUUACCGUACUCCAGAUGGCCUCCAAUGCCGAUUUGUCUCUAAGCUGCGCCGACUUCUGAGCCGGGACGACUUAAAGUCCCGACGGGCAUCCCGUGCCACUGCAUAA
This is a messenger RNA of Penicillium nucicola, 387 nucleotides long. RefSeq lists its product as uncharacterized. The transcript has 2 exons. NCBI's taxonomy places the organism in Eukaryota, Fungi, Ascomycota, Eurotiomycetes, Eurotiales, Aspergillaceae. Bases 1 to 387 code for a protein of 128 amino acids. The record is from RefSeq and is a predicted model, not a curated record.